Striga hermonthica is the source of this 2355-nucleotide messenger RNA. The record is from the annotation of a GenBank genome assembly. NCBI's taxonomy places the organism in Eukaryota, Viridiplantae, Streptophyta, Magnoliopsida, Lamiales, Orobanchaceae.
AUGAAAUUCGGGAAAGAAUUCGCAUCGCAAAUGGUGCCCGAAUGGCAGCAGGCCUACAUGGACUACCGCCUCCUGAAAAACAUCCUCAAGGAGAUCCAGCAGUCCAGGAUUCGGGUCCAGCCCGGCCCGAAGCGCAGCCUCACCCUCUACCGGGCCUUCAGUGGCCUCACCCAGCGGCCCAACAGCGGCCACCAAACACACGAUGUCGAAAACCAGGCGAUUGUGGUGAACACCGUGAACGAGAAGUCGGAGACCACGUUCCUGACGGCGGCGGACGAGCAGGAGGUCGGCUUCUUCAAGCAGCUGGACGUUGAGUUCAACAAGGUGGCGGGCUUCUACCGGGGCAAGGUGGAGGAGGUGGUAGAGGAGGCCCGCGGGCUCGACAAGCAGAUGGAGGCCCUGGUUGCCUUCCGGGUCAAGGUCAAGGGCCCAACCCGGUGGGCCCGUCAUGGGUUCGAGGAGGAGGAGGAGGAGGAGAAGGAGGAGAGCAGCAAGCUGGCGGGUGACGUGGCGGCAUCAGGGGCUGCUCUGGCUUCCACUGCUCCACUGGCCACGGUUAGGAGUAGCAGUAGAAUUCAAAUAGAUGUUAUAGAAGAAGAAAUUUCGGGCCUAGACGAUCCGGGUGAUGAUAAUGAAGACGGCCCGGAAAUGAAACCAAUAGAUGUGAAAAAUCAAGAAAACGAGCAAAAUGAGUUUAUGAAGCCAGCACCUGUAGAUGUGCUUGAACGUGUGAAGUUCAACUCCUCACAGGAAACACCUAGGUCGACGAUCAAAGGCAUUCUCCGUCUUCCCAACCAAACAGAACUUAAGUUCAGCGAGGAUGUUUUGAGAAAAUUAGAGGAACAACUUAAGAAGGCGUUUAUCGUAUUCUACCACAAGCUGAGGCUUUUGAAAAAAUACAGUUUCCUCAACAUUCUGGCAUUCUCGAAAAUCUUGAAAAAAUACGAUAAGAUUGCGUCAAGAAAUGCAUCGAAACCUUAUAUGAAAAUGGUCGAUAAUUCCUACCUCAGCAGCUCGGACGAGGUCAGCAAGUUGAUGGAAAGGGUAGAAGCAACCUUUAUCAAGCACUUUUCCAACUCGAAUCGUAGUAAAGGGAUGAAUAUCUUGAGGCCGAAGAAGAAGAAGGAAAAACAUAGAAUUACAUUCUUUAUGGGAUUUCUUGUUGGCUGCACAAUUGCACUUGUAAUGGCGUUAGCUAUGAUAAUUCGCGCACGUAAUAUCCUCGACAGUGCAGGGAGAGUAUUGUACAUGGAAACUAUGUUUCCCCUUUAUAGUUUGUUUGGGUUUGUUGUUCUGCACAUGCUGAUGUAUGCCGCAAACCUAUACUUUUGGAGGCGAUACCGAGUCAAUUACACCUUCAUAUUCGGUUUCAAAGAAGGAACUGAGCUUUGCUACCGAGAGAUUUUGCUUCUCGCUUUCUGCUUAAGCGUGCUGGCUUUAUCCAGUGUGCUCGCCAAUCUGGACAUGGAAAUGGAUCCCAUUACCCAGGACUAUAAAGCCUUAACUGAACUCCUUCCUCUCGGAUUAGUAGUGCUUGUGAUUCUGAUUAUGGUGUGCCCUCUAAACAUCAUAUACCGUUCGAGCCGCUACUUCUUGCUUGCCUGCUUGUUCCAUUGUGUCUUAGCUCCUCUUUAUAAGGUCUCAUUACCGGACUUCUUCUUAGCAGAUCAGCUUACAAGCCAGGUUCAAGCUCUUAGGAGUUUAGAGUUUUACAUUUGCUACUAUGGCUGGGGAGACUACAAACAGAGGGAAAACAGUUGUCACGAGCACGACAUUUUCAGGAUUUUCUCUUACAUUGUGGCUGCAAUACCCUACUGGUGGCGCCUCCUUCAGUGUCUGAGACGGCUGGUGGAAGAGAAAGAUCCCAUGCAUGGGUACAAUGGGUUGAAGUACUUGUCGACCAUUAUUGCAGUUUGCACACGAACAGCCUACACACUCAAUGGAAGUCCCUCCUGGAGGCUAACGGCCUUGAUAGUCUCGAUUAUUGCUACACUUGUUAGCACGUAUUGGGAUAUUGUUAUCGACUGGGGGCUUUUCCAACGGCAUUCCAAGAACAGGUGGUUGAGAGAUAAACUGCUUAUCCCACACAAAAUUGUUUACUUUGUGGCCAUGGUUUUGAAUGUGCUGUUGAGACUGGCAUGGAUGCAGACUGUGAUGAAUAUAACCGUUUUUUCUCUGCACCGGCAGACCAUGACUUCGCUCGUGGCAUCUCUUGAAAUUAUACGUCGCGGUAUAUGGAACUUCUUCAGACUGGAGAAUGAACAUCUUAACAACGUAGGUAAAUACCGAGCUUUCAAGUCAGUGCCAUUGCCUUUCAAUUAUGAUGAAGACGAAGAUGAGGACAAGGAUGAUUAG